AUGAGUUCAAUUUCCGAUGGUUUUGUUGAAUCAAAAGACUUCAGGACCUUUUGUCGCGGUGUCAACAACGCAAUCACCAAACAUGGCCAUGGGAUAGAGUUGUUAGAAUCUUCUGUUGCAGAGAUCAACAGAGGAGACUACAGCCAUCAUCUAGACCAGCUAAGGAAAGCCAUCGAUGUAGCCACAUCCAGGAUGCAAGUUCGAGUGACGGAUGUUCAAAAUUCGAUGAAGCAGCACCAAAACACUACGUACACGGUCGAAUCCAGUCUUCUCGAGCGCCUCAUUCGUAUGGAGGAUGAGGUGCGUCAGCUCAGGAACAUGGACCAAGUGAGAAGAGAUAACAGAGGAUCGAUUACUCCAGCGCCCAGACAGCAAUCUGGGAUAAUCACAAAGAGUCCUAAACACAAACGCCUGCGCGUCGACGUGUACGAGCUUCCGAACGAAUACACCCCUAGCCAGAACUCGGAGACGGAGAGCAUUCACAGUUUAUGUGAUGAUAACAACGACAACGAUGAUGUUCAACACGGCAAUGCCAGCGACAAUUGCCACGUUGAAGAUGAAGAAGACGAAGAUUCCGAUCCAGCAGACGAAGCACUUGUCCCAACAUCAAUGGAAGGCAUAUUCACGAUAGGCACUCGUGAAGACCUGACCAGGCCACCUGUACUACCGGCAGAAGUUUUGUCUGAGGUUGCAAAAAUUGUUCAAAAAGUACAAGUAAAACCACAAUGGGACGGGCAGUGUUUAUUUGGGCGAGGCAAACGUUGUAGGUACCCAGAGUGGUCUCAUUCUGGUGGCAAUACGCGGUUACGUGCGUGGUCACAGCCCAUGACAGCCACUCUGUCAUGUCGUCCGAGCACCAACAAUGCCAAAUCCAUCCUGCACGUAAACGAGACAUGUCCUCUACAGUCGGUACGUGAAACACGGCUCAAAGUUCUUGACUGCUUGUCUCGCAUGCCUGGCUAUGAGAGCCUUAGAGGUAGAGCCCUAGAACCCCUCUCCGCAUCGCCCACAGUCGCGAACAACAUCCCGCAUUGUUGCUAUAGUAUUGCUGGGGCGACGGAAGUGCGCUUUCUGCAAGCCCACAACAUUAACCCGGGCUGA
Messenger RNA from Aaosphaeria arxii CBS 175.79, 1101 nucleotides. RefSeq lists its product as uncharacterized. Bases 1 to 1101 code for a protein of 366 amino acids. The transcript is spliced from 2 exons. The record is from RefSeq and is a predicted model, not a curated record. Lineage: Eukaryota; Fungi; Ascomycota; Dothideomycetes; Pleosporales.